AAGUGAAUUUUUGCUCCAUCUGAGACCACACUUCCAGUUACCUUCAGCUUGGAAACAUCAUCACCUUUGUCCUCUACUACAACAGACCUCUCUAGUAAGUGAAUUUUCACUCCAUCUGAGACCACACUUCCAGUUACCUUCAGCUUGGAAACAUCAUCCCCUUUGUCCUCUACUGCCAACAGAUGUCUGCAGUAAGUGAAUUUUGCUCCAUCUGAACUGUGCCUGUAAGAGUGAUCUAUAGACGAGCAAAGAAGAUUAAACAGAAGAACAAGUUGAGUUCAUAUGGAAAUUGCAAAUGAAUAUGAGUUUCGACGUGGCAUCUGUCAAUUGCUUAAAAAAAAUGCUCACGAGGAUGAUGAUGAUGGUGCGAACGCCAAGGAUAUUGAAAAUCUUGUGAGCCUAGGUUUGUCAAUGUCAAUAACAACGACAGGAUCAGUAUGCAUCUUCGAAAUCCCUGACAUUCCUCGUGUCCAAAACCAAAAAGCCUAUGUUCCCAUUGCAUUCUCAAUUGGGCCCCGGCAUCACGACAGUCCAAAGCUAAGCGCCAAUGAUAAAUUGAAAACACUGUAUACGCGAGACCUCAUUUCCAAAGACAGGAACACCAAGGCUACAUUGACGGAGUUGUCAAAAACUAAUUUGUACUCAUCUACUGAGUUUGGCCAGAAGGUUCAGGAGUGUUAUCCACAACAUUUUCAUCUAGAGUUUUAUAUUCGUCCGUAUCUAUUUUUCGAUGGUUGCUUUAUCAUCGAAUUUCUUCAUAAGUUCCAGGAUCAGAACCCUAGGGAUCCGGAUGAUCCGGUUUUCUCUUAUAUGCUCCAGUUUCUAUACCAUGACUUGAUAUUGCUACAAAACCAAAUACCCUGGUUUGUGCUUGAAGAUAUUUUUGAUAGGACUGGUGGUAUCAAUGAUAAGCCACUUCUUUGGCAUGUUAGUGCACUUCUUAAACGAAUUUUCCCAAUUGCAUUUGUACCAGCUAAGGGAAAUCUACCCAGCCAACAACCCAAGCAUAUUCUUGACCUCUUGAGGAUAUGGCUGGUUUCCCCAAUUGAAGAAGAAAGAAGGCAAAAUACAGUUGUGCGAAGAGAUGAUGUAUUAGCAAAUGGGGGGUGGAAACCCAUUCCUCCUGCAACAUUUCUUCGGAAGGCUGGAGUCAAACUCAGAAGAAAAUCAAAGGCUGACAGCAUUUUGCAGGUAACAUUUCGAAAUGGCUAUCUGGAAAUCCCCCCUCUUGAAUUUCGACAAGGAACAGAAGCUAUCUUUCGGAACUUAAUCUGCUUGGAGCAGUGUUUGAGCAACUGCCCCCAUGGAAUUACUUCUUAUGUGGCACUUAUGGGAUGCCUCAUCAACAGUACCAUGGACUUCGAUUUACUCUGUGAGGCUGGAAUUUUUGAUAACUGGAAGAAUCCUGAGGAUGUCUCCAAUUUCUUCAAUAAGGCAAUCUACCCUGGUGCUUAUGUCAAGGAUUACUACUAUCUUGAGCUUAGUAAGCAAGUGAAUGAGUAUUGCCACCGCAGGUGUCCUAGGUUUCUGGCAAAUUUUCGCAAUGAAUUCACCCCUCCAUGGGCGAUCAUCUCAGUGAUUGUUGCUGGCUUCCUCUUCAUUUUUACCCUGCUGCAGACAGAUUGCCAUAAUGAAUAAACAGGUAUGCGUAGACCUCUUUCCUUAUCCCUCUUGACUGCAUAUCUGGGGCAUAUUGGGAUAAUGUUUCAAAAGAGAGAGAGACUGAAUUACUACAAGUUUGUGCAAUCUAGAUCUUGGAGUUACUUCUUUGCGGAGAAUUAUUGUAUAAAUCAGAUAGCACUAAAAAAUAAUGCUCCCUUAGAAAUACAAAAGUAAAGGAUAGGUAUCCAUUAUCCAUUAUGUCUAGGUGAAGAGACCUCUAAGAGUGCAUUGCUAAUGUAUUAUGUUGUUGCUGUUUUAAAAUUAUUUAUCAUAAAAUUACUAUUUGAAAAA
This is a messenger RNA of Hevea brasiliensis (rubber tree), 1953 nucleotides long. Its product is annotated as UPF0481 protein At3g47200-like. The transcript is spliced from 3 exons. Lineage: Eukaryota; Viridiplantae; Streptophyta; Magnoliopsida; Malpighiales; Euphorbiaceae. The record is from RefSeq and is a predicted model, not a curated record. The coding region runs from base 283 to 1638 and encodes 451 amino acids.